Molecule: messenger RNA, 495 nt
Organism: Cetraspora pellucida
Lineage: Eukaryota; Fungi; Glomeromycota; Glomeromycetes; Diversisporales; Gigasporaceae
Source: the annotation of a GenBank genome assembly
AUGCCUUAUGAUCGAAUUGGAAAUAAAACUUAUAAAUUUGCACUUAAUUGUAUAGAUAUUGCUACCUGUACUAAAUGGACCUAUCCUUUAACUAAGCAUGAUUCUGCUAGCAUGGCUAAAGGGGGCAUAGAAUUCCAAGGUAAUGUUAUCAUACUAAUGAACGAAUAUGGUAUCCAAAUUCAACUAGCUAAUUCUAAAGAAUCUAUAGAUAUUGUUGAGAGAUUUAAUUAUACACUUCAAGAAUGGGCAUUCUUUAUUCAAGAUGAGCUUAACAAUUCUGUAACUCGACUUCUGGGACCUUUUGGAUUUGAUGAGCCUAGAUUAUCUCAUGAUGUCUUAGUAAGGUAUCUUCUUAAACCUGGAGAAUUAAAGGUGCAAAAAAAUCAGCCAGUCUUGUAUUGGCUAAUAGAUGGUAAAGGCAAUGGUUCAAAAAGAUCUUUUGUAAGAGAGAAACUUCAAAUCAUACCUUCUGACACAGAAUUACCACCACAAUGA